Paramacrobiotus metropolitanus is the source of this 3488-nucleotide messenger RNA. RefSeq lists its product as uncharacterized. Gene Ontology annotation, molecular function: guanyl-nucleotide exchange factor activity. The record is from RefSeq and is a predicted model, not a curated record. The transcript is spliced from 11 exons. Bases 525 to 3248 code for a protein of 907 amino acids. NCBI's taxonomy places the organism in Eukaryota, Metazoa, Tardigrada, Eutardigrada, Parachela, Macrobiotidae.
UGGUGCGGCAUAUCUGCAAUCUGCAUACAAUAUCCGCUCAAUACACUCGUUUCUCAAAACAACGCCUGUCACCGCUGACCGCCGGUCGACUGCGCCCCGACUUCCUCUUUCUUCUUCAGCAUAAAUCCCCAAUCCGCGUAAUCGAUCGGCCGUGUAUUAUCCAUCAUUCUCGUAUCGCCAAUGACCCCGUCGCGCCAGCUGGGGCACUGCAAUUUUCAUACGGAUUAAAUCCUCCCGUUUAUUCGCUAAAUAUCUCCACUACUGUCUGCGAUAUUUCCCUAGAAUAAUUCGUGAUGGAAUACAUAUUUGCGGGGGAGGCAUAAAUUUGCCAGAUAAUUAGACUGCGCAGCACGUCGCGGUUGAUUGUGUUGUUGAUGUUGGUGUUGGUGUGUUGCGGCCCCGGGUCAGAUCAGGCUCGGCGAGCAUGUAGAACGUGAAGAGACGGCGUUGUCUGCUAGCGUGAUGUUACAGUACAGCUGGCACUUGUAAUCACCAUAAUUCAGGCAGUGUAUCGGCGCAUCUUGAUGAUCAUUAUGCCGCCGGCGGCGCUGCAGCGGACUACUUUGGCGGAUUACAAAGUGGAUGCGGAAUGGCGAGAGAUUUUCGGCUCCGGCAUCGACCUGAGCAGCUGCAUGCUGGACAUCCUGGACUCCUUCCCCAUGGCCACCCCCGCCCCGCCCUCCUCUUCCUCCCCGGGAGCCGACGACUCGCCGGUGGCGGCGGAGGAGCCCUACCCCGACAGCCAGUCCACCAGCACCCUGUCCUCCGACUCCGGACUGCAGCUGCAACGCAACUCCGCCUGGCGGAACUCUUCUUCCUCCUCCUCAUCCAACCAGUCGUCCCUGUCACUGGUCAGCGACCGCGAUCUGGACCAUUUAGAGGGCAGCACCGGCAACCGCCUGUCCACGCAUUCCACCGGCUCCAAGACGCACUAUAUCAUGGAGGAGAUCAUCCAGACGGAGAAGAACUACGUCAGUGAUUUGCAGCAGAUUUGUCAGGGUUAUCUACAACCGAUGAACGAAUCCUCGCUCUUCUCAUCCAUCGACGUCGUCACCGUCUUCGGCAACCUGGAAGAAAUAUGGGAAUUCCAUCAGCACUUUCUGGAGCGGCUGAUCCCGCCGGACAUGUACGGGCCGGCGUACAUCGCCUCGGCCUUCAGCUGGGCCGGCGAACAGUUCCCGAUUUAUACGACCUACUGCAGCAACUACCCCUCCAGCGUCACCCACCUAGCCGGCUUAAUGCAGCAACAACCGGCCUGGUUCAAGCAGCAACAAGCCGCCGCCCACCACGCCCUGCCUCUAGGGCCGUACCUGUUAAAACCCAUCCAGCGGGUGCUCAAGUACCACCUGUUGCUAGACAAACUCCUCGACAGCUGCGACGCCGACUACGACGGCUACGCGACGGUGGAGCGGGCGCUGGAGACGAUGAAGCGUUUAGCGGAGGAUAUCAAUGAGGUGCAGCGCCAGAAGGAACGCCGCGUCCGCCUGCAGGAGCUGCAGGUGCUGUUGGUCGAACUUCCGGCGGAGUUAAGCACGCAACAGUUCGGGGAGUUGCUGAUGGAGGACAUGUUCCCCGUUUCCAUCGGGAAGCGCGCCAAGAGUGACCGCAACGUGUUUCUCUUCGAGAACGGCCUGCUCAUCGUCAAGCAGCGCGAGGAUUCCACUUUCCAUUUCAAAUUCUAUAUUGCGCAUUCCAAUCUGAUGCUGUCGGAAGUGAUCCCCGAGAGUCCCCUGCUCUUCAGCGUCAUUCCCUUCGACAAUCCCACAAAUUCGCAGUUGAUCACUCUUGAAGCCAAGAACCUGGAGCAUAAGCGGGCCUGGACCAGUCGGCUGAAGGAGCUCUUGUUAAAGCACUUCGGCGCCAACAUCCCGGAGCACGUGCGCCAGCUGGUGAUGGAGCUGGGCGCCGUCAACCAGCCGGCCAACGACACCGACUCCGCCACGCGCCGCUUCCGCAACUUCUUCACCACCGCCAACGCCGCGCCCGACUACCUGGCCAAACGCCGCACCAAGAGCCCCGCACGGGAAUACGUCAUCAAAACGGAUACCCGAAAUGUUCGCGAUAUGCGCCGGAAAACCGCACCGGUCCUGGAUUUCGAUGCGACGCUGGAACCGAAACUUGUCAAGCCGGUCGGGAAGCCGCCCAAGAAGGAGAAGGAGCGCAAAGCCACCUCCGUCUUCCACGUUUCCGUCACCGACGCGUAUGCGCCGCGCAUGAAGGAAGACGAAUUCCUCUACGAAGAGACGCACGUCAUGGAUCUGUCCCGCUCCGACGGCGACCGGCGCCGCUCCAGUGUCAGCCUCCAAGAAUCAGAAACCGUGGUAUCCACGCCGCGCCGACAGUUAUCACGGAAACCGUCGAUCGAUGAGCCGGAAACGCCGGAAGCCGGCGACACGAGCACCCUGCGUUUCAAAGGCCUGCGCAGCGCUUUCGGAAAGGCGUACAAGCAGACCAAAGACGUCCUCAUCAAGCCCAUCAUCAAGAGCUUCAACAGCGAGGAUAACAAGCCGGUCAGCUCGUACUUCGGUAGCGGAGUGGGCGCCGAGAUCCUCGACGCGGACUGCAUGGAUUCCGGCAUGUCCGGCACGCUGUCGCCCGCCGACGGGGAGCAGCCGGGCGAGACGACGUGUCGCAGCAGCGAGACCAACGAAUCCGACGGGUUUUACGAGCGGGACUUGGAACUGCUGGAGACGCUGGCGGGGGAUAAUUUGUCGUGCGGCGAUGGAGAUUCUGCUGUAUACAGCGACAAAGAACAGGAAGAUGAACGUAUUGGUCGGAGUAAGCCUUCCAUGUUGGAGAACCUGACCCAUCCGAAGUUGCGACGCAUUUAUGGCAGCACAGACUCCUCGCUGGACAAGCCGACGAAGACGAGCAUCCGGCGGAAGGCGGCCAUCAAGCGCCGGCCGAGCGCGCCCAAAGUGAAGAGCGCCCCCAGCACGCCGCGCAUCGCCGACCGCACCGCCAUGCUCUGCCCGCGCGCCUCGCCCUCCGAACUCAUCCAGGAGAAGAUCAAGUCCCUCGAGGAGAAGGCCCACUGGAAGAGCAGUGCGCCGCCCGAUCCAGAACUCAGACAAAUCGAGGAGAUCGCCAAAGCCACGCGGAAGACAUCCGGCCAUCAUCAGCCGCGCGGCGGUUAUUCGCAGCUGGAGCCGCAACUGCACCCGCCCACGGACAGCGAGAUCAGUCUGCGGCCCAGCUGGGUCAACAUGAUGGUCAAGAAGAUUGAGUCCGGCAGCGGCAAGAUAUGAGCGAGACGUGCCAUCCGUUAAACUGAGUCAAGUCGCCAACUGUCCCGUCAUUCAGCGGAAAUGUGUUGAUAUUAUGUUGUGCAGCUGUGCGCGAGUUGAGAGAUUUCUGUGAUUUUUUCAGUGAGGUUGUCUGUUUCAAUGCGUACAAUCUGACCCUUUAUCUUGUGAUCCGUCGGCUCUUUUUCUACUAUGUACAGUUUUCUGCUAAACCGAUCCUGGAAGUAAUAAACGAAUGCGUUG